Molecule: messenger RNA, 1963 nt
Organism: Pterocles gutturalis (yellow-throated sandgrouse)
Lineage: Eukaryota; Metazoa; Chordata; Aves; Pterocliformes; Pteroclidae
Gene: TRMT11
Product: tRNA methyltransferase 11 homolog (S. cerevisiae)
Exons: 13
Coding region: 1-1509 (502 amino acids)
Biological process (GO): methylation
Cellular component (GO): cytoplasm
Molecular function (GO): nucleic acid binding
Source: RefSeq, a predicted model, not a curated record
AUGUCCCCAAGGCCUUCGUGGGUGCCCUGGCGGCGAGUGUCCCGCCUCUGUGUGGCACGGGUGGUGCUGAGGGCUGUUCGCUUUUUGUCCUUUGAUUCUGAGCUUUUGUUUCCACGCGGCCAGGAGGGUUCAUGCCACGCUGGCCACCGUGGGAUCAGAGAGCAGACCCGCUUCCGUGGUGGGAUUGCAGCACAUCAGGAAAUAACAUCUUUACUCUCACUUUAUGGUGGGCAGUUCAGCGGUGAGCAGGAAAUUCGUGUGAAUUCUCCGUUUUGGAUUCUCAAUAUUUCUUCAGAAGAGAUGGCAAGGGGACUAAUGAAACGGACAGUAUGUGCAAAGUCUAUAUUUGAACUGUGGGGCCAUGGAAGAUCUGCGGGUGAGCUCUAUUCAUCUUUGAAGAACUAUCCAAUGGACAAGAUGCUUCCAUACCUACAGCCAGACUCUACUUACAAAGUACAUAUUCAUACAUUUAAUAAAACGCUGACCCAAGCACAGAAAAUAGAAAAGAUAGAUGCCCUUGAAUUUCUGCCAUUCAAAGGAAAAGUAAAUUUGAAGAAUCCAGAACACAUCUUCUGGAUUUUGGAAGAUUAUGGAAUGGACCCUAAUAAUGUUCCAGAAGAGCCUUUUCGUCUGUAUUUUGGUAGAUGGAUUGCAGAUGGCCAAAGAGAACUUAUUGAGUCCUACAGUGUGAAAAAGAGGCACUUUAUUGGAAACACCAGCAUGGAUGCCUGCCUGUCGUUCAUUAUGGCAAACCAUGGGAGAGUAAAACCCAAUGAUGUUGUGUAUGAUCCGUUUGUUGGAACAGGUGGCCUUCUUAUCUCCUCAGCACACUUCGGAGCAUAUGUAUGUGGUACUGAUAUAGAUUACAACACAAUCCAUGGAUUAGGCAAGGCAAGCAGAAAGAACCAGAAAUGGAGAGGUCCAGAUGAAAAUAUCAGAGCUAAUCUCCGACAGUAUGGUUUAGAGAAAUAUUACCUUGAUGCACUAGUUUCUGAUUCUUCAAGACCAAUAUGGCGAAAAGGGAUGCUGUUUGAUGCAAUCAUUACAGAUCCACCGUAUGGUAUCAGAGAAGCUACUCGCAGAACGGGUUCACAAAAGGAAAUGGUAAAGUCAGCUGAAAGAAGCACAGAAAAUCCCAUCUUCGUUUCAUCCAAUUAUCAUCUAAGUGACAUCUUUUUUGACCUAUUGAAAUUUGCGGCAGAAUAUCUGGUGAUGGGAGGAAGAUUAGUUUACUGGCUGCCGAUAUACAGGCCUGAAUACACUGAAGAGAUCAUUCCCCGCCACCCAUGCCUGAAACUUAUUAGCAACUGUGAGCAGAUGCUUUCCAGCCACACAUCAAGGCGCCUGAUAACCAUGGAAAAGGUGAAAGAAUUCAAGGAUCAAGAUCAGAAUUCUUACUUAUUGGAUGGUCAAUAUAUGCCAUACAGGGGACACAAUUCAUUUCGUGAGAAGUAUUUCAGUGGUGUGACAAAGAGGAUUGCCAAGGAAGAAAAAGACAAUCAGAAGUAAAAUAUAAUAUAAACAGAUUAAAAAAUGAGGAAAGCUUGAAGAUUGUGUUUCUUUGUAAAGGACAUCUGGAUGUGGACAUUCAUUUGGAUGCUUCACAAAAAUAAAUACUGCUUUUAAUUUUAAAACAAGAUGAAACCCACAACACAGGUUGAGAGCAGUGCUUUUUAAUUAGCUUUGUUUGUAGCAGAUUUUAUUGUAUAACUUUUUUUAGUCUUAUUUAAUUUAUAUUUGUACUUUCAAGUACUAAUGAUGAUUGACUAAAAUCAUUAUUAUUGUUCUUUCACCAUUAACACUUACAAAAAAGUAGUAGUAUUAUUUGGCUUCUUCAACUGUGAACAUCUGUCUGUUUUAGAAACAUGUGGUGGUGAUCAAGGAUUGCUUAUUAAGAAGGUGAUUUUCAUUUGUUUUGUUUUUUUGUAAAUGGUAUACAAUAAAACAGAAAAGAUUGUUGUGA